AUGGUUUCUGCCAAGAAGGAGAUGGUAACUGCGAUGUACCCCAGUUACAUUUCGACUCUCUUCUACUUUUUCUGCCUGACUGCUUGGUGAGUUCCGAGGCUACAUCAUCUGGGGGGCUUAUUUUUUCCUGUUAGAUUGGCGUUGCGCUGGUGCUACUGUCCAUGGUCCUGAAGACCCUAGGUGCUGAAAUCCGAAAGUGCUGUAAUUGAGUGAUAUGAUUGUAACUCCAAAUGUUAAUUUUGUCAUCCAUAGCUUGGGUAUCGGAGAGGCUGCUGUAUUUCACGAUAACAAAUCAUUUUGAUUAUUUGUGUCGUUUUUCAGUGUAAAGAGAAUCUCUGGAACGAUAAAAAAGGAUGAGAGAAUAUAUCCCGAGAAUUUCACACGCAUUUUAGACAGACUACUGGACGGGUAUGACAACAGACUGCGACCUGGAUUUGGGGGUAGGUACCUACCUGAAACAGUGACAGUUUUCGGCUGUCCAAUUAGUUUGUAUGCUACAGUGGCUCAAAGAGAUGGGCGACAAUGAUUUCCACUAUUGUGCCAAUGCCUCAAAGCAUGGUUCCUCUCUAGGGUUCUUCCUAGGUUCCUGCCUUUCUAGGGAGUUUUUCCUAGCCACCGUGCUUCUACAUCUGCAUUACUUGCUGUUUGGGGUGUUAGGCUGGGUUUCUGUAUAGCACUUUGUGACAUCUGCUGAUGUAAAAAGGGCUUUAUGAAUCAAUUUGAUUCAUUGAGUUGUUUAAAUGGGCUAUGAGGUUGACAGAUCAAAAUGACAUAGUAUUUUUCCACCAUAGGGCAUGAGCUUUUCCAUAGCCUACUGUUUCAAAUGAAACAUGUUGCUCCACUGAGCUACUACCAAUGCCUCCCACAGAUGUGAAACGACAUUCCUUGUUUCAAAAGCUGGUCGUCAUGACCUGAAUUAACACUUUCUUAUAAUCACUGCUUUGACCCUUGUGUGUGACUGAAAACGAUAGGCUACCUUCAAAUGUUUAAGCGAGUUUAGUUAUGUAGCCUAAUCGCUGUGGGAAAAGCCACUUAAUGCACAAUUUAAGUAGAAAAGAGUGCAGUGUUGUUUUCUCGUGUGUCAAAUCCUCCACGAGCGCCAAGUACCAAACACACGUUAAAAGACUGUAUGCAUUUAAUGAGAAUGAAUAACGAAAAAGUAAACUAUUUUUCGUUAAUUACAGCCUUGACAUGUGACAUGCAUGUCGGUGUGUUUAAAAAUAGCCUACCUUAGGAUACGUCCUUCAACUCCACCCUCAGCAAAAUUCUACCUUAGGGCGCGUAAACUUCAGAACUCACCAAGUGUGCAUAGGUUAGAUACUGAUCGGCUUACUCCCAGAAGUUUAUGUUUUAAACCUAUUUAGCUAUGGUUCAUUCCAAUAUAUAAAAGCUUAGAACCUGGUGCAGGUUAUUAGGUAUGCAUAAGUUAUAGGCUAUUUGGGUUUUGGCACACAUCUCCACAGCAUUAUCAACCCAACCUUUGGCCAAUGUUAGGCUGUUACUGAGGUUUUAUGUUUGACAUAUUCUUCCAUAACAGGCCUACAGGUGAAUAUAACUAGGUCUACUUAAAUUCAAUUGAGGAUUGGUGUGUAAAGGGUAGCCUAAUCAAUCAGAACUAGAGUGCCGAUAGAAAGUCUACAGACCCAUUGGAUUUCUUCACAUUUUAUUGUUACGAAGUGGGACUAAAAUGUUUUGUCAAUGAUCUUCCCAAAAUAUUCUGUAAUUUCAAAGUGCAAGAACAAUUCUAACAUUUUUGAAAGAUUCGUGGAAAAUAAAACCCUAAUAUACCUUGAUUAGAUAAGUAUUCACCACCCUGAGUCAAUACAUGUUAGAAACAUAUUUGGCAGAGAUUACAACUGUGAGACUUCUUGGGUAAGUCUCAUAAGAGUUUUGCACACCUGAAUUGUGCAAUAUUUGCCCAUUAUUAUUUUCAAAAUGUGUCACUCUCUGUCAAGGUGUUGGGGAUCAUGGCUAGACAGCAAUUUUCAAGUCUUGCCAUAGAUUUUCAAACAGAUUCAAGUAAAAACUGGCCACUCAGGAACAUUCACUGUCUUCUUGGUAAGCAACUCCAAUGUAUUUGGCUUUGUUUUGUAGGUUAUUGUCCUGCUGAAAGGUGAAUUCCUCUCCCAGUUUCUGGUUUAAAGCAGACUGAAGCAUACCAUGAUGCAGCCACAACCAUGCUUGAAAAUAAGGAGGCAGUGAUGUGUUGUGUUGGAUUUCCUCCAAACAUAAGGCUUUGCAUUUAGGCCAAAAAGGCUAUUCCUUUGCUGUUAUUAUUAUUAUUAUCAUUAUUAUUAUUUUGCAUAAAUAUGCAAUGUUCUGUAUAUUUGUAUUCUUCUUUUUACUCUGUCAUUUACAGUGGCUUGCGAAAGUAUUCACCCCCCUUGGCAUUUUUCCUAUUUUGUUGCCUUACACCCUGGAAUUAAAAUCGAUUUUUGGGGGGUUUGUAUCAUUUGAUUUACACAACAUGCCUACGACUUUGAAGAUGCAAAAUAUGUUUUAUUGUGAAACAAACAAGAAAUAAGACAAAAAAACUGAAAACUUGAGCGAGCAUAACUCUUCACCCCCCCAAAGUCAAUACUUUGUAGAGCCACCUUUUGCAGCAAUUACAGCUGCAAGUAUCUUGGGGUAUGUCUCUAUAAGCUUGGCACAUCUAGCCAGUGGGAUUUUUGCCCAUUCUUCAAGGCAAAACUGUUUCAGCUCCUUCAAGUUCGAUGGGUUCCGCUGGUGUACAGCAAUCUUUAAGUCAUGCCACAGAUUCUCAAUUGGAUUGAGGUCUGGGCUUCGACUAGGCCAUUCCAAGACAUUUAAAAUGUUUCCCCUUAAACCACUCGAGUGUUGGUUUAGUAGUAUGCUUAGGGUCAUUGUCCUGCUGGAAGGUGAACCUCCGUCCCAGUCUCAAAUCUCUGGAAGACUGAAACAGGUUUCCCUCAAGAAUGUCCCUGUAUUUAGCGCCAUCCAUCAUUCCUUCAAUUCUGACCAGUUUCCCAGUCCCUGCCGAUGAAAAACAUCCCCACAGCAUGAUGCUGCCACCACCAUGCUUCACUGUGGGGAUGGUGUUCUCUGGGUGAUGAGAGGUGUCAGGUUUGCGCCAGACAUAGCGUUUUCCCUGAAGGCCAAAAAGCUCAAUUUUAGUCUCAUCUGACCAGAGUAUCUUCUUCCAUAUGUUUGGGGAGUCUCCCACAUGGCUUUUGACGAAGACCAAACAUGUUUGCUUAUUUUUUUCUUCAAGCAAUGGCUUUUUUCUGGCCACUCUUCCGUAACGAUAUUAUAACCGCAAUCAAUAAAAGACAGUACUGUGCAGCCGUCUUCAUCGACCUGGUCAAGGCUUUCGACUCCGUCAAUCACCGCAUUCUUAUUGGCAGACUAAAUAGCCUUGGUUUCUCAAAUGACUGCCUCGCCUGGUUCACCAACUACUUCUCAGAUAGAGUUCAAUGUGUCAAAUUGGAGGGCCUGUUGUCUGGACCUCUGGUAGUCUCUAUGGGGGUGCCACAGACUUCAAUUCUCGGGCCGACUAUUCUCUGUGUAUAUCAAUGAUGUCGCUCUUGCUGCUGGUGACUCACAGAUCCACCUCUACGCAGACGACACCAUUUUGUAUACAUCUGGCCCUUCAUUGGACACUGUGUUAACAAACCUCCAAACGAGCUUCAAUGCCAUACAGCACUCCUUCCGUAGCCUCCAACUGCUCUUAAACGCUAGUAAAACUAAAUGCAUGCUCUUCAAUCGAAUGCUGCUUGCACCCGCCCGCCCGACUAGAAUCACUACUCUCGGCGGGUCUGACUUAGAAUAUGUGGACAACUACAAAUACCUAGGUGUCUGGUUAGACCGUAAACUCUCCUUCCAGACUCACAUCAAGCAUCUCCAAUCCAAAGUUAAAUCUAGAAUCGGCUUCCUAUUUCGCAACAAAGCCUCCUUUACGCAUGCUGCUAAACAUGCCCUCAUAAAACUGACUAUCAUUCCGAUCCUUGACUUCGCAAUGUCAUUUACAGAAUAGCCUCCAACACUCUACUCAGCAAAUUGGAUGUAGUCUAUCACAGUGCCAUCCGUUUUGUCACCAAAGCCCCAUAUACUACCCACCAUUGUGACCUGUACGCUCUCGUUGGCUGGCCCUCACUACAUAUUCGUCGCCAAACCCACUGGCUCCAGGUCAUCUAUAAAUCACUGCUAGGCAAAUCCCUGCCUUAUCUUAGCUCAUUGGUCACCAUAGCAACACCCACCCGUAGUAUGCGCUCCAGCAGGUAUAUCUCACUGGUCAUCCCCAAAGCCAACACCUCCUUUGGCCACCAUUCCUUCCAGUUCUCUGUUGCCAAUGACUGGAACGAACUGCAAAAAUCUCUGAAGCUGGAGACUCUUAUCUCCCUCACUAACUUUAAGCAUCAGUUGUCAGAGCAGCUUACCGAUCACUGCACCUGUACACAGCCCAUCUGUAAUUAGCCCACCCAACUACCUCAUCCCCAUAUUGUUAUUUAUUUUGCUCAUUUGCAACCCAGUAUCUCUAUUUGCACAUCAUCUUCUGCACAUCUAUCAAUCCAGUGUUAAUACUAAUUUUUAAUUAUUUUGCACUAUGGCCUAUUUAUUGCCUUACCUCCAUAACAUACUACGUUUGCACACACUGUAUAUAGAUUUUCUAUUGUGUUAUUGACUGUACGGUUUGUUUAUCCCAUAUGUAACUCUGGGUUGUUGUUGUUUUUAUCGCACUGCUUUGCUUUAUCUUAGCCAGGUUGCAGUUGUAAAUGAGAACUUGUUCUCAACUGGCUUACCUGGUUAAAUAAAGGUGAAUUUAAAAAAAAAAAAAUUUAAGGCCCAGCUCUGUGGAGUGUACGGCUUAAAGUGGUCCUAUGGACUGAUACUCCAAACUCCGCUGUGGAGCUUUGCAGCUCCUUCAGGGUUAUCGUUGGUCUCUUUGUUGCCACUCUGAUUAAUGCCCUCCUUGCCUGGUCCGUGAGUUUUGGUGGGUGGCCCUCUCUUGGCAGGUUUGUUGUGGUGCCAUAUUCUUUCCAUUUUUUAAUAAUGGAUUUAAUGGUGCUCGGUGGGAUGUUCAAAGUUUCUGAUGUUUUUUUAUAACCCAAACCUGAUCUGUACUUCUCCACAACUUUGUCCCUGACCUGUUUGGAGAGCUCCUUGGUCUUCAUGGUGCUGCUUGCUUAGUGGUGUUGCAGACUCUUCAGAACAGGUGUAUAUAUACUGAGAUCAUGUGACACUUAGAUUGCACACAGGUGGACUUUAUUUAACUAAUUAUGUGACUUCUGAAGGUAAUUGGUUGCACCAGAUCUUAUUUAGGGGCUUCAUAGCAAAGGGGGUGAAUACAUAUGCACGUACCACUUUUCCGUUAUUUAUCUUUUAGAUUUUUUUUUAACAAGUUAUAUUUUUCAUUUCACUUCACCAAUUUGGACUAUUUUGCGUAAGUCCAUUACAUAAAAUUCUAAUAAAAAUCCAUUUAAAUUGCAGGUUGUAAUGCAACAAAAUAGCAAAAACGCCAAGUGGGAUGCAUACUUUUGCAAGGCACUGUAGGUCAUUAUUGUGAAAUCACUACAAUGUUGUUGAUCCAUCCUCAGUUUUCUCCCAUCACAGCCAUUGAACGAUGUAGCUGUUUUAAAAUCACCAAUAGCCUAAUGGGGACAUCCCUAAACAGUUUCCUGCUUGUCUUGCAGAUCAGUUCAGAAGGACGACUGCAUCUUUCAUGUGUCUGGGUGGUCUAAUACAUCAUCCACAGCAUAAUUAUUAGCUUGACCAUGCUUAAAGAUAUAUUCAAUGUUUGAUUUGUUAUUGUUACCCAUUCUACCAAUCACUGCCCUUCCUUAUGAGGCUUUCAAAAAGCUCCCUGGCCUUUGUAGUUGAAUCUGUGCUUGAAAUUCAAUACUUGACUUAGGGACCUUAUAGAUGUUGUAUGUAUGGGGGACAGAGGAAGGGGUAAACAAAUAAUGUCAACCCCUAUUAUUUCACACAGUGAGUCCAUAUAACUUAUGUGAUUUGUUAAGCCAUAUUUUACUUCUGAACUAAUUUAGGGUUGCCUAAACAAAGGGGUUGAAUACUUAUGCAAUGAUUACAUUUUUGUUAUUGAAUUUGUAUUAAUUCGUAAAAAUGGGGGAAGAAUUUUCUUUUCACUUUGACAUUAUGGAGUAUUUUGUGUAAAUCAAUGACAAAAAAUACAAUGACAUCUAUUUUAAUCCCACUUUGUAACGCAACGAAAUGUAAAAAAGGUCCAAGGGGGGGUAAACUCUCUAUAGGCACUGUCCUUGUCUAAGGUCUCUUCAAAUCAAUCAAUUAAUGUGGAAAUUGAGCAAGUUGAGGUGACUAAACUGCUUGGAGUAACCCUGGAUUGUAGACUGUCAUGGUCAAAGCAUAUUGAUACAACAGUAGCUAAGAUGGGGAGAAGUAUGUCCAUAAUUAAGCGCUGCUCUGCCUUCUUAACAACACUAUCAACAAGGCAGGUCCUACAGGCCCUAGUUUUGUCGCACUUAGACUACUGUUCAGUAGUGUGGUCAGGUGUCACAAAGAGGGACUUGGGAAAAUUGCAGUUGGCUCAGAACAGGGCAGCACAGCUGGCCCUUAAACGUACACGGAUAGCUAACAUGAUGACAUGCAUGUCAGUCUCUCCUGGCUCAGAGUGGAAGAGAGAUUGACUUCAUCACUGCUUGUUUUUGUGAGAGGUGUCGACGAGCUGAAUGUACCGAGCUGUCUGUUUGGAAUACUGGCACACAGCUCGGACACCCAUGCAUACCCCACAAGACAUGCCACCAGAGGUCUCUUCACAGUCCCCAAGUCCAGAACGGACUAUGGGAGGUGCACAGUACUACGUAGAGCCAUGACUACAUGGAACUCUAUUCCACAUCAGUAACUGAUGCAAGCAGUAGAAUCCGAUAAAAAAAAAACAGGUAAAAAUACACCUUGUGGAACAGCGGGGACUGUGAAGAGACACACACACAGGUACAUACAUAUAGACACUCACGCUACACAAACGUACACAUGGACGCAGUAUUGUAAAUAUGUGAUAGUGGAGUAGUGGCCUGAGGGAACACACUAAAUGUAUUGGGUAAAGUGUUAUGAAAUAUAAUGUCAUGUCAUAUUUUAAAUUGUAUAUAACUGCCUUAAUGUUGCAGGACCCCAGGAAGAGUAGCUGCUGCCUUGGCAGCAGCUAAUGGGGAUCCUUAAUAAAUACAAUACAAAAAUAACAUUUAUUUUAUAAAGUCCUUACAUCAGUAGUUGUCACAAAGUGCUUUUCAGAGACCCAGCCUAAAACCCCAAAGAGCAAGCAAUGCAGAAGCAGAGUGGCUUGGGGCUAUGAUGUGAUAUGCUUAGGAUAUUCUAGGUAUUGUGAAACUGAUUGAAUUCUUCUCUCAAUAGGUCCGGUGACAGAGGUGAAAACAGACAUUUAUGUGACAAGUUUUGGGCCUGUCUCUGAUGUUGAAAUGGUAUGUACCGAAUUAACAACUUGAAAAAGAUGAAUAGCCUAAAAAACGUUUGAUUGAUGUAGACAAUGCACUUAACGUUUCAUAUAAGAAAAAAGUCACAACCUUAAUUGUUUAGAUUUUGGUUUCUGCUUCCUCAGGAGUACACCAUGGACGUGUUCUUCAGACAGACAUGGGUGGACAGGAGGCUGAGGUAUGAGGGGCCUAUCGAGAUCCUCCGACUCAACAACAUGAUGGUCACCAAUGUGUGGACUCCUGACACCUUCUUCAGGAAUGGCAAGAAGUCUGUGGCACACAACAUGACCGCCCCCAACAGGCUGUUCCGCAUCAUGAAGAAUGGCACGAUUCUUUACACCAUGAGGUACUACAUAUACCAACAUGCUUUACACCAUGAUGCACACAUUACCCAGCAUGCCAGUUUUUCACCAUGCUAAGAUGCUGACCAAACAGUCUGCGCUGCGAGCGCAAGUGUUGCAAAAUACAUGUACACAUACAUCCAAACUGCUCGCGGUCGUCUGCGUAGCCAGGCGCUAAAAUAUAACUUGGUUCUAUUUUAGACGCUUGACGCACUGCAAGUCCUGCCUCUCCCAUCUACUCAUUGGUUUUUAGACGCAUACUAACCCACCUGGGUGAUUGAGAGAUGAAUCCACACUCCAGUCCAGUUGGUGGUGGAAAUGCACCUUAAAGUUGGUUGCCAACCACUGUAUAAUAUCCACAGAAGAAGAUGAAGAAGAAGAAGAAUGAACGAGGAGAAAUUAAUCAAAGAAAACUAACUAAAAACUAAGUUUCCCCUUUUAUCUGUGGAUCAAUUGUCAGAGUAGAGGACAUAUGAUUUUGUGUGACAAAAAAAAUUCUAAAAAGAUCCAGCAAAACAAAUGAACAUAUGUGACCCACCGCCUCGAUUCAGUCUUACGUAGCAACAUUUUGAAAUUGUGUUUUUUACAUUGGAUAAAAGUAGAGAUGCAGGGCUACAAAAUUGUAUAUCAUACACUGCAGUUGAGGAAUAAUGGGAAAGUAAUUCUGCUUUGAAAGUUGAUAAAUGUAUAACCCCACUUUUGAGAAAAUGGCCCUUGAAUGUUUUGGUACAGCUACUGGAGAGCUCUUCUUUGUUUACACCUAUUCAGCAUCGUUCACACCCUCUUAAGCCUUAGCCACACCCAUCUCUUUACAAUGAGGAAAAACUUCAGGUAAAAAUACACUUUAUCUAGACCUUGGCCUAUAUCCUAAUCUGACUUUGAAAGUAUCUAGAUAAAUAUAUUGUAUAAAUAUUUUAUAAUUAUUAGAUGAUGCUUACCCAGACACUUGUCUAAAUUGAUGGGUCAUGUGAAAGAAAUGCUAUAACCACCCCCCGGGCACAUCUAGCUAAGUGGAUGGGUCACUAUUGUCUAGACAUGUACUCAUGUUCAUGAAAUAAUCACCCCCAGACACACCUGGCUAACUUAAUGGGUCAUGUGGCCCCGUGUAGCUUAGUUGGUAGAGCAUGGCACUUGCAACGCCAGGGUUGUGGGUUCGAUUCCCACGGGGGGCCGGUAUGAAAAUGUAUGCACUCACUAACUGUAAGUCGCUCUGGAUAAGAGCGUCUGCUAAAUGACUAAAAUGUAAAUGUAAUGUGGAGUCUUUUGUUUAGACAUGUAGCUAGCUUGCUAGCUAUCUAAAAAAUAAACCAUAAUCCGAACCCAUAGCUACAGUACAAAUGGAUUGUCAUAGCUAGCCACUAUGCAUAAAAUGCUGGAGUAUGAAUCUGCAGGUAGCUAAAGCUAACCAACUAGGUUCAAUGUUAGCUACCAAGCUAAAAUUAGGCUAUAACUAGCUUUUUUAAUGGCUUUCUGAGAUGCAAAUAAUAUUACUACACAGAUCAUAAUGGUAUCAUUAGCUAGUGAGCCAGCAAUCUAACGUUCGCUAGCUAGCUAGUACACUUUAACUUGCAAUUAAAAUGACUUUCUGACAAAAUUAGAAAAGUAUAAUAUCUGAAAAUGUAGCUAGACUCUUACCCGUAUACAUGGAUGAACGCUUCACAGCAGCAUGUCUUUUCUGUUUGGUUUGUAGCUAGCUACAGCUUGUUAGGCCCAUUGUUGUGUCAAGUCACUCCGGUUCACACUGACCUUGUGCAGAAAAGUAGUCUAUCAAAACUUUUUCCCACUGAUCUUUGUCGAUAGCGCCUGCUAAAUUCUGUGUUGUUGGGAGCAGUAGCAACACUAAUGUAAUAUAUAUUUUUAAAAGCUGCAGUAGCAUGAUUAUCUAUUAGCAUGCUACAUGGCAGAUCAAUCCGAACUCAUCUCUCGGCAUGUCCAGCCCAUCCAUUAUCUCAGCCAAUAAUGGCUAGCGGGAAGGUUCCUGUCUUUUUCCGUGGCUAAACCAACUAGGCUCGUAAUUUAACAAUUGUAUUCGUAUUUACAGAUGGCAUACAAGUUUGUUAUUAAGGCACAUGAAAGUUCCUGUGAAGUAGUGACGUGCGACAUACGCUAACGUUCUUGAAACAGGUCAUAUAUGCAUUUCAGGUAAAAAUAACAACCUGAUGUUUAUCUUCCAGGACAAAUAAGCUAGGAACAGCAAGCUAGCUAAAUGUCCAUGAAUGUUUCAUGUGUUUCGACCUGUCCCCAAAUUAAUAUAGUUGGUUCACAGUUGGUUUUUGUAUUUUAACCUGCGUGUCACGCGUCUGGUUGGGAUAGACAAAAUCAACAUGUGCAGGAUGGAGCCGGUUUGGUCAGCAUGUGCUACUCAGCCUACCUACAGUAUCCAUCCUAAAGGUAGUGCUCCACGGUAUAGAUAUGAUACAUGUUUGUCUUCUGUUUGGAGGGGUCCCUACUCUCUCCAACUCCCAUUGGUUUUAAUAAGUUUAGAUGUAUGUGUCCGCAUAGGUUGACUAUCAGUGCGGAGUGUCCCAUGAAGCUUGUGGACUUCCCCAUGGAUGGACAUGCAUGCCCUCUCAAGUUUGGAAGCUGUAAGUAUGAUAUCAUAUACUUUAAGUCUAUUCUAAUAGAAGUGACUUGAGAAGUGACUUAAAAAAGUGGUUCUUCAUUCUUCUCUUGAGACUGUAAUAAAUUGUAUGACAUGCAUACUUCGGAACACUGUAUGUAUUGACAUACACCCCAAAUCAAAUCCGACUAUACCGUUUCUUAGCAGAUAUUAAACCUGACACUGUUUAUGUGCUUACAUGCUUUAACAGUAAACUAAUUGGUUCUCUGUCCUGACAGAUUUAGUAUGCAAUGUUUAAAAAAUACAUAUUUUCAUACACAGAUCACACAAAUGUACCAUGCCUGCUUAUUUUUCCCUGCUUUUUGGUAUAUCUGAAAGGGGUAGGGGUUAAAAAAUACAUGGCAAAUUAAAACCCACCUAUACACCUUUCAAACCAAUACAUUUUUCUGCCAACUUUAGCAUCCCACCAACUUUUUGCAAACUUUUCUUUAUAUAUGAAAGUGACAAAGCCUCUACUUUUAUUUUCGUCAACCGACCUAGUCAUGAGUUCUGCCUACGGCUUAGUAUGAAAUGUUGCUGUAAUUCUGAGGCGGCAUUGGCACACAAAACUCUCUUAAGCUCUUGAUGGUUGCUAGGCAGCGCCCGUUACCACUAUCCUCCUGCCAGUUCUAAACUUUGUGAGGCAGGUCACUUCACCCAUCUCUUCGCAUAGCUCACCACAUGCACUGUUUUCUUAACAACAGCUGGAUGGAGCCAUAAAGAAUUACUGUGGGAAUAUAUAUCAAUGAAUGACAAAUAUAUGGGCAGAAAGUAGGCUAAUGCAAUUGAAGGCAUCAAAUUGUUGCUUACUGAAACUCCCAAAGUCAUCCAAUUGUUAUAAUACAUUUGACACAAUAGCCUAGCUGCGUGUGUUCAAGUAUUUCAGCACUGUUUCAUGCUGCUUUGAGACAUUACAUUUACAUUUUAGUCAUUUAGUAGACGCUCUUAUCCAGAGCGACUUACAGUUAGUGAGUGCAUACAUAAUUAUUUUAUUUUGGGAAUCGAACCCACAACCCUGGCGUUGCAAACGCCAUGCUCUACCAACUGAGCUACAUCCCUGCCGGCCAUUCCCUCCCCUACCCUGGACGAAUUGUGCGCCGCCCCAUGGGUCUCCCGAUCGCGGCCGGCUACGACAGAGCCUGGAUUCAAACCAGGAUCUCUAGUGGCACAGCUAGCACUGUGAUGCAGUGCCUUAGACCACUGCACCACUCGGGAGACAAGCGUGGGGGAUCGUCUUGAUAAAUCAAUCAAUGUCCGAUUUUCCUUUUCAUUGAAUCUCCUUUUGGAUAUUGGUUAGGCUACAAUUAGGCUGGAGAAAUGUUAGCUAAGUUGAGGUGAGGGCAGCUCAUGAUCAUCUUGUCUGGUUGGCUCAUUUAGUAGCACUGAUAAGAACAUUUUGCCAGCAUGUUAUUUAGCUUAACAAGUGGAUUAUUUUGAACUUCACUCUCAGUCGCUUAGGCCUACCCCCGACCUAAAGCCUGUGACUUAAUCAAUCAAUCAAUCUCUGUCUGUAUAUUUGGUUAAUUGGUUUCUGGCUGGGCAAAUAAGUGGAGGUGGUAUAGGUCAUCUAUUUGUUUGCUCAUCUUUCACUGAUCAGAAACAUUUAGCAUGCAAUAAUGUAGCCUAAAUCAAGUGUAGGCCUAUUAUUUUGCUCAAUCUCGUAAAGGCAACUCCAAAAGCCCGCGGAGGUGGUGAAAUAUGAACACGUGACUCACAUGCUUUUGCUGUGGUAUCAUGAUGAAGAUACUCUCAAUGUAAGACCUUAUACCUGCUCCCUAACAAAGAAGUGUGAGGGUAGGAAAGAGAAAGUGGAUAAAAAAAGCAUGGGCUUUCCUUGGACUCUGUCCUGAUUGAUUUAGUAUGCAAUGUUUUAAGAAUACAUAUUUGUACUUAUACCCCUUUCAUACACAGAUCACACUAAUUUACCAUGCAUGCUACUUUUCCCCUGCUUUUUGGUUAAAAAACAUGACAAAUUUAAACCCACAUAUACACCUUUCACACCAUUAAUGUUUCAGCCAACGUUUUGGAUACUUUUCUUUAUAUAUUGCUUAACACCUCCAUAAUGUUAAAUGUAAAAAGCCCCCAUGGUUUAGCAACACCCCCCAACCCCCAAAUUUGCCAGUUACCCACUGAUAUAUAUAAAAGGGCUAUACCUGCAAGAAUGUGGUAAAUAAGGGUCUGUUUGAAAGGGGGUCAUCUAAACAUUGCCUUAUAUUUGUUCACAGAUAAUAUACCACAUAUUCUGUCUGGAAUGGGUAGAUGUGGUCAAUAUAUCCCAGUUUGUCCCCAAUUUUGUUUUGAGAAAAAUACUACCAUUACCGUUACCAUAUGCAGUGCCAAACUCGUGGCUUGUGGUAUUCUUCCCAUUUUGUCAUAUUUUGGGAUUUCAUACAUAUUCCCCAAGUAAGAAGUAAUUCAUUUUUUCUGACAUUGAUGCUAAUAAUAAAUUACAUUCAGUUUGUACCAAAAACAGAACAAAGAAACCCAAAUUCAGCACUAUUGAUCAUAAUGAGCGUAACGGUCAGCAAAACAGUGACUUAUCUCCAAUGGAAGAAUCUCUCAAAUGAGCGUUCUGUCUUAUCAGAAAACAGUAGAGGUUUAAAGAUAGCAUCUGCUGAGGGAAAAACAAAAGAAAGGAGGAGGAUCGGAGGAUGGUUCCCCCGCACUUCCCAACCCUCCCCCAAUCUAUUAUCAGCAAUUGUGACAUUGUAGAGGUAGAGGACAAAAUAGAUUCCUCAGUUAUCAUUCAGUUACAUUAUUCUUGGUUUAACAUAGUACCUCCCCCCACCUUCCCCACAUCCCAUCCUCCCAUCACAUCCUCCAAUCCUGGCCCGAAGUCAGGGAAGCAGACAUAGGAUCCGAUGGGGCCUGUAGCUCGGGAAAGGUCAGAAUCUCUCUUCCCGCCGCAGGUUAGCUCAGACCUAUUCUGGAUCUCUCCAGAGCUGGUGUGAGUCGGCGCCCCGGCAGCGUUCCACUCCACAACCCGCCCCAGCCGGCCCAUUUUCUCUACGCAGUUGGUGUCAUGCCAACUUCGAGUCCCCCGUGGGAAACAGCAAAUGGGAACAACAGACCCCGACAUAAACCCAAACAUGUGCUGUUGUUUUUCUUUCAGCCCUCUUAUAUGAACUCUCAUGUCACAUUUCAACGUUUUUGCACCAUUUUUGCAACGUUGGAUAUGCAAAAAAUUUGACAUGUAACAGAGAGCUUGUGAGACCUGGCAGUGUGUUUAAAAGCAGACUCAUUUAGCACACAGAAGACACCCAGACCGUUUAUUACCAUGCUAUUGUACUACUCAUUCUCAAUCAAAUUAUGUUUGCAUGUAUUAAGCCAGUGAGGGAUGUGCAGAUCAAGUGGGGAAACCAUGUGUGACUGGACUGCACACCAUCACAUCACACAUCAUUGUGUCUUUCAAAUGCAUUGUGAUCAACUGACUAGAUGAGGGAGAUAGAAAUGUUUCUCAUGUUCACAAAGCUUAGAGUUAUGAAGAGGAUAUCACUUACAUACAGUAGUCAAACCUCAUACACUACAAUUUUAACAUUUCCACUUAUUGACGUUCUCUCUAUCUCACAAUAAGGCACUAUCAUCUCUCUCUCUCUCUCUCUCUCUCUCUCUCUCUCUCUCUCUCUCUCUCUCUCUCUCUCUCUCUCUCUCUCUCUCUCUCUCUCUCUCUCUCUCUCUCUCUCUCUCUCUCUCUCUCUCUCUCUCUCUCUCUCUCUUUCUCUCUCUCUCUCUCUCUCACUCUCUAUCUCUCUCUGCUCUGCUCAAUACCUCCAUUAUACAAUAUUAUUAUUUGCGCUACAACUUUGAAUUUGCCUCAACCCCCCACUUGAGGGUUUAAUCCAUAUAUUUUCCUUCUCUCUCCACAGAUGCAUACCCUAAAACAGAGAUGAUUUAUACCUGGACCAAAGGACCACAGUAUUCAGUGGAGGUUCCCCCAGAAUCCUCCAGCCUAGUGCAGUACGAUCUCAUUGGCCACACUGUCAGCAGUGAGGAGGUCAAGUCAAUCACAGGUAUGGUGGGCCAUUGGUUAGAUACAGUAGAUAUCCCCAACUCUGAUGAUGGUGAUGCCAUUCUUCAGUUCUUAAUUCAGUUUGGAAUGUUUUCUGUAUAGUAGCUUUGUCCAAAAUAACUAGUUAAAUGUUUAUUUUAUCAUGAUUCACUUUUAUGCUACUGUCUCCAAAGGCACUCGCUAUGGUGUCAGCAAACAUUCAUGAUUUUGUUUGACGCUGUACACCUCAGAGAACAGUGAAGACACAAUAAAAACUAGCGGGAGUCCAUCAUAUUCUGUGCUCUUGCUCAUUGUCUCAUGUCAGUCUGUUUUUUAUGGAACUAAUCAACCGUGAUAUGUAUGGCUAUCUUCCAGGUGAAUAUGUGGUGAUGACAGUGCACUUCCACUUGAAGAGGAAAAUGGGCUACUUCAUGAUUCAGACGUACAUCCCCUGCAUCAUGACAGUAAUCCUCUCCCAAGUGUCCUUCUGGAUAAAUAAAGAAUCGGUCCCGGCUCGAACAGUCUUCGGUACGUACACAAAUCCCGCCAUUCUGUAAAAUACUUCUGUUGAGAGGCAGAGAAAAUGCAAAUGUGAAGUGUGUGAAGAGUGAAGUGCCUCAUCUGUGUGUCUCUUAGUCUCCAUUUUCAUAUUGUGACUGUGUGCUGCUGAGCAAUCGACUUUGCUGUCUUUAGCCUCUUACGUAACCAUUAACGGCUACGAUUCAUUAAAUGGGUGUUACACUUCCAUUGUUGUUAUCCAUCAAGUGGCAGUUGCAUUUGCUAAUACCUGCCCAUUUGUUUACUAACAUAAGUGGUAGGGCCCCACUAUGGGUGGAGUCAGAGAUUAAGGAGUGCACCUUAAAGCCAGGAACUAUAUACUCUAGCACAGUGGUUCCCAAACUGUGGGGCCCUGGGGGCGCACCCCACAGUUUGGGAACCACUGUGCUAGAGUGUAUAUUACAAGUUCGUAGGAGACCAAGCAAAUAGAGGAUAUUUACUUAACAUCGGGUAAGGUAGCCUUGAAGGUGCAAGGUUCCCGGCUUAAAGGUGCACUCCUUAAUAUCUGACUCCACCCACUUCUGUUUGUUAACAAAUGGGCGUUCAUCUUACUCUUGAAAGUUGUAAUAGCAGAAUGUACAAGGUGCAAUUUCGAAAUUGGGUAGUGCAUCAUCAGUUUUCCUCUUGUCAUGUCAGUCAUUGCAUACCUUAGAGAGCUAUUUAUAACUUGUCAGAAAUGUCCAGAUCAACUAGCCCAUGUCAGCUAACGUUUUUAGCUAGGUUUUUUAGCCCAUAGAUUUUGUUGUAAUAUUUGAGUCACUCAAAUAUCACAUUAAUACACAUUAGACAUGUCAAAAUGUAUAGAAUUGCAUGGAAAUUAGCUUUAACACCUGCAAAAUCUUCUCUCCGCCAAUAAGAGGGGUGUGAAAAGUUUGUGUCAUGAACAGUGCUUGUGUCCAUAGACAAGACGUGGUGCAUGUGCGCCCGUAGCUGGAAGGGGGGCCUGAGUGAAAAGCUUUGGGAACCCCUGCUCUAGCACUAAUCAAUUCCACUUUCCAUUUCCAUUUCUUGCUAAAUCUGGGUUUUACAAGUAUUCCAUGUCAAUCAGCAUUUCUUAUGUGUUACCCCAUGAGCUUGGGACAACUCACACUGUAUUACAUAAUUGACCCUUUGCCAAGCCCCGCCCCAGAAUUUUGGGCAACCAAUCGUUCCAAUGUAUAGCAACUGAUUGUGUUGGGUUUAAUUCAGAAGAAACAUUUCGGAAAGCAUUCAGUUGUUCUGACUAGGUAUCCCCCUUUCCUUUUUUUUUUUACUGUUGUUGAGUCCAACACCUCUGACAAGCUCACGUUUGAAACACAUGAAAGCCAUUGAGGGCAUUACAAAAACUGAGAGUUUUCAUCAUAUAACACAUUUUUUAAAUGGCUAAAUAAUUUAACAGUGCACCAUGGGUACUUGCUACUGUGAUUCCUGAAAUGCAGAGCCAGUUGAAGGAGUAUUUUUCCCCCUCCGAAAUUAUACUUUUGUUAUAUUGUUUGAUAGCUCAGCUGGUUAGAUAGCUCUCAAUCUUAUUAACUACCUAACGUUGCUAACGCUAGCUAGCUAGCCAGUUGAUAUAACAAAUCAAAUUGUAUUGGUCGCGUACACAUAUUUUGCAGAUGUUAUUGCGGAUGUAGAGAAAUGCUUAUGUUCCUAGCACCAACAGUGCAGUAAUACCUAACAAUACAAAACAAUGCACGCAAAUCCCCCCCCAAAAAAUUAAGUAAUGAAGAAAUAUAUAAAUAUUAGAACGAGCAAUGUCAGAGUCCGGAAUUUAAAUAUACGUACAGUGGGGAGAACAAGUAUUUGAUACACUGCCGAUUUUGCAGGUUUUCCUACUUACAAAGCAUGUAGAGGUCUGUAAUUUUUAUCAUAGGUACACUUCAACUGUGAGAGACGGAAUCUAAAACAAAAAUCCAGAAAAUCACAUUGUAUGAUUUUUAAGUAAUUAACUUGCAUUUUAUUGCAUGACAUAAGUAUUUGAUACAUCAGAAAAGCAGAACUUAAUAUUUGGUACAGAAACCUUUGUUUGCAAUUACAGAGAUCAUACGUUUCCUGUAGGUCUUGACCAGGUUUGCACACACUGCAGCAGGGAUUUUGGCCCACUCCUCCAUACAGAACUUCUCCAGAUCCUUCAGGUUUCGGGGCUGUCGCUGGGCAAUACGGACUUUCAGCUCCCUCCAAAGAUGUUCUAUUGGGUUCAGGUCUGGAGACUGGCUAGGCCACUCCAGGACCUUGAGAUGCUUCUUACGGAGCCACUCCUUAGUUGCCCUGGCUGUGUGUUUCGGGUCGUUGUCAUGCUGGAAGACCCAGCCACGACCCAUCUUCAAUACUCUUACUGAGGGAAGGAGGUUGUUGGCCAAGAUCUCGCGAUACAUGGCCCCAUCCAUCCUCCCCUCAAUACGGUGCAGUCGUCCUGUCCCCUUUGCAGAAAAGCAUCCCCAAAGAAUGAUGUUUCCACCUCCAUGCUUCACGGUUGGGAUGGUGUUCUUGGGGUUGCACUCAUCCUUCUUCUUCCUCCAAAUACGGCGAGUGGAGUUUAGACCAAAAAGCUAUAUUUUUGUCUCAUCAGACCACAUGACCUUCUCCCAUUCCUCCUCUGGAUCAUCCAGAUGGUCAUUGGCAAACUUCAGACGGGCCUGGACAUGCGCUGGCUUGAGCAGGGGGACCUUGCGUGCGCUGCAGGAUUUUAAUCCAUGACGGCGUAGUGUGUUACUAAUGGUUUUCUUUGAGACUGUAGUCCCAGCUCUCUUCAGGUCAUUGACCAGGUCCUGCCGUGUAGUUCUGGGCUGAUCCCUCACCUUCCUCAUGAUCAUUGAUGCCCCACGAGCUGAGAUCUUGCAUGGAGCCCCAGACCGAGGGUGAUUGACCGUCAUCUUGAACUUCUUCCAUUUUCUAAUAAUUGCGCCAACAGUUGUUGCCUUCUCACCAAGCUGCUUGCCUGUUGUCCUGUAGCCCAUCCCAGCCUUGUGCAGGUCUACAAUUUUAUCCCUGAUGUCCUUACACAGCUCUCUGGUCUUGGCCAUUGUGGAGAGGUUGGAGUCUGUUUGAUUGAGUGUGUGGACAGGUGUCUUUUAUACAGGUAACGAGUUCAAACAGGUGCAGUUAAUACAGGUAAUGAGUGGAGAAUAGGAGGGCUUCUUAAAGAAAAACUAACAGGUCUGUGAGAGCCGGAAUUCUUACUGGUUGGUAGGUGAUCAAAUACUUAUGUAAUGCAAUAAAAUGCAAAUUAAUUACUUAAAAAUCAUACAAUGUGAUUUUCUGGAUUUUUGUUGAAGUGUACGUAUGAUAAAAAUUAUAGACCUCUACAUGCUUUGUAAGUAGGAAAACCUGCAAAAUCGGCAGUGUAUCAAAUACUUGUUCUCCCCACUGUAUAUGAUGGUGUGAAUAGACAUUAUGGACAGUAAAUGAAUAGAAAAGGUGUGUACAGCAGUAGAUAUACAGGAUGAGCCAUGACUAGAAUACAUUAUGUACAUAUAAAGUGGGUGAAACAGUAUGUAAACAUUAUUAAAGUGACCAGUGUUCAAUGACUAUGUUCAUAGGGUAGCAGUCUCUAAGGCGCAGGGUUGAGUACCGGGUUGUAGCCGGCUAGUAACUGUGACUAAAGUUCAGGGUAGGUUACUGGGUGGAGGCCGUCUAGUGGUGACUAUUUAACUGUCUGAUGGCCUGGAGAUAGAAGCUGUUUUUCAGUCUUUCAGUAGUUAGCGAAGGGUCAAUUGAGAAUCCAUUUAUUAUAUUAUAGUCUUCAUGAUCUUUAUUCUAUUUUAUACCCAUUUAGUUUUACUAAACUGAACUUAGUUAAUCUCUCUUGGCAUUUCUUUGAGUGAGUUGUAGAGGAUUAGCUGUGUAGGAUAGGGUCAUAUUAGGAUAGGAGUGUAGUGUAUGUGAUUGAGUAAUGUAAGGUUAUCAACUACUGGUCAGUGAUUUCUGAGGAGUACUGUUGCGUUCCUGCUAGCUUCAUCUAUUCUUUCACUAUUGAUUGCUGGGGUGUUGUUUAUGUGGGUGUCUGAGGUGUGCCUUUCACGAGCACCACUGUAAAAUAAUAGGAGGCUAUUUUGUUCCUGAAAAGUUGUGUUUUGGCUGAUCCAGUUGGGUAGGUAGUUGAUAAGUAGGUUUAGUAUGAUGAGUAAAUCAUUUUUUAAAAUUAUUUAUUUAACCUUUAUUUUAUCAGUCAUACUGAGACAAUGGUCCCUUUUACAGAUGAGCCCUGAAUUACAGAAAUUACACACAUCAAAAUAUAAAUACAAAAUGCAAGCAGAAAGAAAAACACGGUCAUAAAAAACAAACAGUAAUAAGGUGCUCAAUCAGCUUUCUGAAUUGCCCUAGCUGAUUCUGAUUUACCUAACUGAGACCAAAGGAAUUUCUAGAGUUAGCCAUCCCUGAGACUGGGUGUGGUAACUCAUAAGUCUAAAGUUUAGUAAGGAUGUUAGGUACAGUGGGAGUUUUUGUAAAAGGGCUUUAUACAUGAAAACAUAGCAAUGUAUCAACCUACGCGUCAUCAGAGGGCCAACCAACUUUCUGGUAGAGAAUGCAGUGAUGAGUACUAAAACUGUCGCCAGUAAUAAAGCGUAGUGUGCUAUGAUAAACUGCAUCUAACGGCUUUAAUGAAGUGGCAGCUGAGUUUACCAUUUAUAGAUGACGUCGCGAUAGUCUAGGACCGAUAGGAACGUCGACUGAAGAAUCUGCUUUCUACUGUUUAGCGAGAGGCAGGACCUAUUUCUAUAGAAUAACCCCAUUUCUAUUCUCAGCUUCUUAACUAACUCAUCAAUAUGCUUUUUAAAAGAGAGCUUUUAAUCUAUCCAGAUGCCCAGAUAUAUGUAAGCACGGACACAAUCAAUAUGGACACCAUCCAAAGUACAUAUGUUUAAAUCAUCAGAGUUAUUUUUAUGCGCUCUAGAAAACAACAUAUACUUAGUUUUACCUGCAUUCAGUACUAAUUUCAGGUCAAUAAAGUUUUUCUGUAAUACAAUGGAGGCAGACUGUAGUUCAGAUAGAGCCUGGUCAAACGUGGGAGCAAUAGCAUACACAACAGUAUCAUCGGCAGGUUAACAUUUUGUUAAUGUAAACAGUAAAAACUACAGGACCCAGAACUGACCCCUGCGGGAAAUCGUUAUGUCCAGAAAACCUGAUUUAACGCCAUCAGUAGAUACACAUUGGGGCAGUUUUGCUGACACAGAUUAUGCCUAAUCCUAGACUAAAUUGCACUUUUACACUAGACUAACUGAAAUGGCAUUUCUCAGACAUGGUUUAAAAUAGUCUCAGACUUGCCCAAGUCUAGAUUGAAAAAGUUUGAUUUUCAGAAGGUCGAUUAGAAUUAAUCUAGAUCUAAGUGAAGGAUUCAAUUAAACCUGGCCAGAGGAAUAAGGGGGGCAGAGAGCUGCAGCAAAAAUGGAUCAAGCAUAUCAGCCCUGGGGGAUUUUUUUUCAUCAAUCUUAAGCAAGGCAUCUAGUACAUCACAGGUAGUAAAAUGAAAACAAUGAGUCAGCUAGAGGCUGGCAGAGGGAAGAGCAGUCGAUUGACUGACCAGGGUCAAUUUAAACCACUGUUUCUCUCAAAUAAAAACCCUGCCGAGAUAAAAUGAUGAUUAAAAUAAGCACAUAUUCCAUUCUUCUCAGUUAUGAUGCCAGAGUCAGAAAGAAUUUGUUUAGCCAGGGAAGAAGAGGAAUUGGUACUCUUCAGUGCAUUCACUGUUUUCCAAUGCUUUUUGCCAUUUCAUGUGUUGAUGAAAAGAUAAAUGAGCACCCACUUUUGGCACUGUUUUGCAUGCUACCCCAGAUGUGAGUAUCUGCAUCUGUUGCAUCUGUGAGCCUAUUUGUUUUGCCCGCUGACUUUCUUACUGGGACAAACAUAUGAUCGCAGAGUCCAUGGGUUCUACUCAUUUCCUAGCAGCUGUAGAGGCAAGUGCGUGUUAUUUCACAGCCACACUGAUUCACACAACGCCCCAGUGCGUCCCCUCCCACCACCUGUCUCAGCGGAGAGCUAAUGAAACUGUCCAAUAUGUGACAGGAGGGUGUCGUGGGAACAUAAAUAUUGUCGCAUUGGCCAAACCCCCAGGCUGUGGGGCUAUUACAGUACUUGUGUGUGUGUGUGUGUGUGUGUGUGUGUGUGUGUGUGUGUGUGAGAAAGGAGGGAAAGAAAGGAAUUGACUUGAGGGAUGAUUAUGAAGCUCCCCCUGGUGGCUCAAGAUGUUAUUAUCUGGUGAAAUGUAUGGCAUAUAGCAUAAAGCUAGCCUGGUCUCAGAUCUGUUUGUCCAAUCAAUGUUUGGCAUGAUAAAGGCCAUAGGGGUUGGCAAGACAGCACAAACAGAUCUGGGACCAGGAUAAUGUGAAACUGGCUCCGCCUCUUGAACAUGCACUGGUCAUGUUUCUACACAUAGUUCAGUUGAGGGAUUGAUAUGCAUCCAGCAUUUCAUAGGUGGCAUAGCAGCUUGCUUUUGUAGAUUCUUUCAUCUCUAUAUAACCUUUUAAUCUAUACACUGACCGAUGGUAAGUCUGUGUCCAUCCUCAAUUUGACUGAAUAUGGUCUGAGCUCUGUGUGGGAUGUGUUCGUGUGUGGCGCAUGCCUGCAUGCGUGUGAGUGCAUGUGUUGGGAGAGUGUCAUGUCAACCAUUCACUUUUUUUCUCAGUAUCAAUUCUCAAUGAUCCAUUGUUUUUUAAUAUAAAUAAUUCUCUACCAUCUGAGUGCUUACUGGAAUAUUUCUCAAUCUCUGUUGUAUCCCAUACGCGCUCAUGGAGACAGCAGAGACAGAGAGGAAACACUGAAAGCACUAACAUGUGGGCCCUGAACAACUCUGAGGACAUUCAUUGUCACUCACAAUCCUCACAGUAGCCUACUGGAUGUUGUAAGUAGAUGCAAUGUUUGAACACCUAUAUAUCAUGAAGUCAGAAAGACCAACACAGCCAUGCAAGGGCCUCCCCAUGGGAACAUGUACCAACAUAGCAGAAACGUAUAACAUCUGGUGGGCUACUGUGAGGAUUGUGAGUCACAAUGAAUGUCCCCAGAGUGGCUCAGGGUCCACAUAAACAUUAUGCAUACCCUAUUGUUUUAUAUAUAACAGGUGCCACAGGUGCCCUAAAGGGACAAACUAGAAUAUCAAUGCACAACAAGUGUAGAAUAGAACAACACCAUUUGUAUAAUGUAAGCAAGCCCCAUUUUGUCCUAAUCCAAGCAACUCCAAAGCAAUGCAUUCUAAUCUAAACAACGUGUCACAAGAUGAGGAAUGAAAACUGUAUUCCAACAGAAACAGUCAUUGCUAUUACUCAUUAAUUUGAUUAUUAUAGCUCAUCUGAUUAAAUCAGUCACACCUCAUUCAUCUGUACCAAGAAUGAUUGUGCGUCUGAUCUUGCCAAUUAAUCCAAUGAAAUACACACAUUUGUGCUAUAUCCUAAUAUUAAAGCUAAUAUCGACCUCUGGAAGUCCUUUGCCUCAUACACUUACAUAUUCAUCCUGUGGUAGGCAGAGUUUUGGAGAUGGAGGAUGAAAUCAUGUUUCUCUCCGCCUGGCGGUACAGAUUGUUCUAUAUCUCUAACAUAAAGGGGAUUUUCUCUGAAUCACAUUACAGCUAUUUGCUAAUAAUCCCAAGGACAAGUGACCUGCAAGCUUACUAUAACUCCCCAGUUAUUGUAAAGGUAUAAUCCUUGGCGUGGAUCCGAUUUGGUUAUUGUUUUAAAAGGAAAUGGAGGCGAGGGAAAGUAGGCUAUGUGGGGUGGUCGCUAGGGCAACAUCAUUAGGAUGGAAAACACAGGAAGCAAAGGUCAAUAAGUCAUCAACUGGAUGUUUACAGUACAUUCUAGUGUCAGAAACGUUCAGUUUCCUAUUUUUCAUAUUAAGUAUUAAGGCUGGCAUUCAUUGAUUUGUGUGAUGGAUUUUCACAAACUAUUUUCGUAGAUUUUUCUAAGUAGUUGUAUCCCUGAACUAGCACACCUGAUUCAAUUAGUCAAGGGCUUGAUGAUUAGUUGAGAAAUUGAAUCAGGUGUGCUAGCCCUGGAAUAAAUCAAAUACAUUGAACAGCUGGGGGUCCCCCAGGAAAGGUUUGAGUAAUGCUGAUAUAGAGGGACGGUUAGGCUUAUACCUACUGUUUUAGUAUGUAUUAUUUGGGUGUGUUGACAUAACUAUUAUUUUGGUUACAACUUACAGCCAAGGUUACAAAUGUUUUCUAAUUUCAGGCAUCACCACGGUCCUGACCAUGACCACGUUAAGCAUCAGCGCGCGUCACUCCCUCCCCAAAGUCUCCUACGCCACGGCCAUGGACUGGUUCAUUGCCGUGUGUUUCGCCUUCGUCUUCUCCGCUCUCAUCGAGUUCGCUGCCGUCAACUACUUCACCAACGCAGAGAUGGAGAGACUGAAAAGAAAGCCGCUAAAAUGCCCGCCGGCGCCCCAAACAACCCCAGUGAAAGUGAAGGAUAUGGAGGAAGUUCUGCAGGUGUGUUAAGACCUAUCCUCAAUCCCUAUACCCUUCUCCACUUCAGAGACUGAAGUGUGCACUUGUUCACUCCCCUUCGUUAAUUUGUAUGCUGAUCAUCAAAUGGAGAUUCAUUGCAAGUCUAAAACAUCGAGAAAAAUACAUACUAAAACGUCCUGUUUUUUGUUAGACAAUACAGUAACCGAAGGUUACUUUAGCAUUGAUAAUUGGUUAAGUAAGUUUGGAGGCUUUCUCUCUCUCUUUUCCUGCCUCUCCCUCUCUCCCUCUCUCUCUCUCUCUCUCUCUCUCUCUCUCUCUCUCUCUCUCUCUCUCUCUCUCUCUCUCUCUCUCUCUCUCUCUCUCUCUCUCUCUCUCUCUCUUCCUGCCUGUUUCUCUCCCUCUCCCCUCUCUUUCUCUCUGUACCUCACUCUCUGUUUUCCUGCCUGCCUGUCUCUCUCCCUCUCCCCUCUUUCUUUCUGUACCUCUCUCGCUUUCUCUUUGUACCUCUCUUUCUGCUGGCCUUUUCUCCCUCCUUCUCCAUGAUAUCAUGAGCUAGAAACAUUAGCUUCCUGAAGGCCAAAUAGGAAUAGUAAAUGGUGAAUACAUGUUAAGUUUGUCCCAUUUAGAGUACAGCUGCACAGCUGUCUGCUUAGAUCAAUGCACACCAUUUGUAAUCCAGCACAGAGGCUUAGCAAUGUUAUCCCAGAAAAUUCGAAGUAUGCUCUGAAUGUCCUACAUUUGCUUGCUUUCUCAUAAUAAAAAAAUAACUCUUCAGCAUUAAGAUAAGCGUGUUUUGAAGACCUGUGUUAUAGAAUAUUAUUACCAUUUUCAUUCUUUACCUAUAGUUACAAGAAGAUGCGAACAUGUUUGUAAGAGCCAUUUUGGUAAUACAAAAAACGAACAGCUCCUACAAAGUUGUUGGUUUUGCACGUCAUACUGCAUGAACAGAACUACACAAUGUUUACAUUCAGCAUUUACAGUAUGUUCUCAUGAAAGGGUAUUCGUGUAAUGGGGGUUGACCAAACAUGUUUAUAUUGAAUUCAUUACUCCAUGCAUUUGCAUUCUACUGUAGUUAGAACACAAUCCUUCAUUUAAGGGCAAAUUACAUGCGGUGCUAACUGUCUCAUGUCACAGUCCAACUGUUUGAUGGCUGAUACCGACCAGAAAACAGCCAUACGUUCCCCCUGUACAGCCCGAUGACUACUUAAAGUUGUCCUAUGGAUCUCAAAUCUUUGUGUGGAGUAAUCGCACCUGAAUGCAGUUUAGUGACAACGGCACAUCAAUGGAUUAGCAGGUUGCCACAGCAACACUGCUGGGGCACAUCUGUAUAUGUUCCAGAAGCCCCGGCGCCAGAAGAUUAACUCUUGUCCUACAGAGCUGCAGAACCAGCCCCACACGGCUAACAGUGGGGAAAUCUGCUCGGCAUUAGGGCCCGUGGUGUGUAUUGAUGUGGCUCAGAUGUAUCUAAACCUUUUGCCUCCCAGCCAUAGUGAUGUCAAACCUAGCCUAGUGUCCACAGCUCUGCGCCUCACAUCUCUCAGACAGGAAGCAAUACGCUUAGCCAGUUAGCACAUUCCAGUAGGGAGUCAGUGGGGGAAUUAUCACUGGUGAGGCUAUGGUGCUGUGGUUAGAGUGCAGCACCUCCCUCUACUGGGGCUGAAGCGCUAUGCUAGCUCUCAGGAGAUAAGCUCGUUUGAUGUUCUACUACACUGUCAUGCCGCCCCAUGGAACAGCACUGUUGUGAAAACCUACACAAAUAACGUCUGUGAGCUGGGCUAUUCUACCACGCAGUGCAGUAUGUAUGCAGACUAAAGACUGUCGGCGGUAUAAAGUAGUCAUAUUCGGGCACAUAGGCAAGGUUUAUAAUCAGAGGUUCCUGACUGUUUUAACCUGAUAUAGCUCUACAUAGUUCAUAUUUAUCAGCUUAAUACAAUUGUCAUAUUGUGCCUUACCACAAAGAAUCAAGUAAAAUAGUAACAUUUAAAUCAAAUUGCUCCACUUCAAGGGAUUUGCUUGUUGUUGCACAUGAGUGAACUAUGUGCACGAUUCAUUCACAUCACUGCAGUUUUGGGUUGAUGGUUCUUUUUCCCUCUCCACAGCACAACCCUGACACCAAUGGUAACCUGCGGAAACGGAUGAACUACAUGUCCCAGCAAGAUGGCCAGAAUGCUGAGUCCAACAGCACAGCAGUGGCAAGAGGGGUAACCAGGGAACAACCCCAGUCUUGCCAAUCAUCUUCAUCCAAGGGUGCGACUGGCGGCGCCAUCAUCCUACCACACUCCAGCCCCGGCCUUGCCAGCCAACCCAACGCUUCCUCCUCGACCCUGUCCGCCAUGAACACGCCCCCGGCUCCACCCACCACCCCGACAAUACCAGCCAACCAGACCCAGCCCACCGCUGACUCCUCGCUCCAGGACCUUCUAGGACCCAGACUGGAGCACAUUCAGCUGAUGGGCAAAAAUGAGCCCAAGCAGUCGCCAUGCUCCCAGCCAACCACCACCAGUAUGGGCGGGACCAGUAAAAUUGACAAGUACGCCCGCAUCCUGUUCCCAGUGUCCUUUGGAGCAUUCAACAUGGUGUACUGGGUGGUUUACUUGUCGAAAGACACCAUGGAGGCCAAAUUUAGAGGCCAAAUCUAG
Messenger RNA from Coregonus sp. 'balchen', 25926 nucleotides. The record is from the annotation of a GenBank genome assembly. NCBI's taxonomy places the organism in Eukaryota, Metazoa, Chordata, Actinopteri, Salmoniformes, Salmonidae.